AUGUCGAUGCAAAAGUUUGUGGCGCACUCCAUAUCAGGAGAUGAAAACGAUGAGGAUUCUGGUCGGUCAUUUGAUGAGCAAUUUAACACAAGUUUAGCUGAUGGUUGUGAAGCCAAGGGUGAUUAUAUUGUACAGGUUGCAUUCGCAUCAAUUCCUCGUGAAAAUCAGAGUUUUCAAACAUUGGAUGAAGCUAAAGACUUCUAUAUUGCUUAUUCCAAAGAAGCUGGUUUUAGCGUCAGAGAAAGAAAUGACAGGAAAAACCACAAGCAAGAAGUCGUAUGGAAAAUGUUCGUCUGUUAUAAAGAAUAG
Striga asiatica is the source of this 309-nucleotide messenger RNA. Lineage: Eukaryota; Viridiplantae; Streptophyta; Magnoliopsida; Lamiales; Orobanchaceae. The record is from the annotation of a GenBank genome assembly.